Staurois parvus is the source of this 299-nucleotide messenger RNA. NCBI's taxonomy places the organism in Eukaryota, Metazoa, Chordata, Amphibia, Anura, Ranidae. The record is from the annotation of a GenBank genome assembly.
AAAAAAAAAAAAAAACUGAUCACUUUCCCAAAGUAGUACAAUGUUACUAUGGUAACAUUGCACUACUUUGGUCAAAGUAAAAUAUGAAAAAAAAAUCUUAAAAAAACAGAGACUGCGGACACAGUACAGGGAUGACCAGAGACUGCGGACACAGUACAGGAGAUGACCAGAGACUGCGGACACAGUACAGGGAUGACCAGAGACUGCGGACACAGUACAGGGAUGACCAGAGACUGCGGACACAGUACAGGGAUGACCAGAGACUGCGGACACAGUACAGGGAUGACCAGAGACUGCGG